This is a messenger RNA of Cuscuta europaea, 796 nucleotides long. Lineage: Eukaryota; Viridiplantae; Streptophyta; Magnoliopsida; Solanales; Convolvulaceae. The record is from the annotation of a GenBank genome assembly.
UCCAUAUUUUUGACAUCUAUUUUUCUCGAUUAGCUUGGGAAGCCCAUCAUUAUCCACGCCGUUUCAUUUCACCGGCUCAUAUUUAUCAGAGCUACUGGCUCUUAUCCGCAAGGUAUGGCUGCCGCCCUCCUCUUCACCGCCAUUCCAACCACCGCUUCUCUCUCCCUUCAUUCUUCAUCGUCGCUGUCAGCUUCUUCUUUGCUCUCUCAUCCACUCCUGAGGUUUGAUAGAACUUGUAAUGGUGUGACAUCAAGAUCCUACAUCAAUCCCCGGAUUCUUGCACCAUAUAUUUUCAAAGAGAGAGAUGCAUUGGUUUCAAAUGCAGCUUCCAGUGUGAGUGACAAUGUUGAGCCUUCCUCUGAGAGUAAAGAGGAAAACGUGUCCGUUGAGAACCUGCCUUUGGAGUCCAAGCUUCAGGAGUCUGUUGAGCGGAAAAUGAGAAUUAAAAUGGCAAAGAAAAUCAGAAUGAGAAGAAAGAGGCUAAUGAGGAAACGUGGGUUGAGGAAGAAGGGAAGAUGGCCACCUUCCAAGAUGAAGAAAAACCAGAAUGUUUAGCCUCGUAUGUGAUCUUCCUGUUGAAAAUAUUUUGUUCCAUAUGCAUCUGGAUUGGAAAGAAAUGAAAAUGAUCUGUUUUGUACUGAUAGGUACUCCUAUUCCUACUACCAAUACAAUUGCUGAUCUUUCUGUGAAAACUGCAGUUAAAGUCAUUCACUAACUCAAAAUUCAGAUCAGUGUUUGCUAACACAAUAACUCUUUGUUUUGUAAGACGCUUUUCUUCUGAUGGUCUCUUUUUUCA